GCUUUUACCUUACAACACCUCCCUCCUCCACCCACCAUCACCGCCCCCCCCUCCCUAUCACUCACCAAUUCCUCUGGAAAGGGAAAAUAAAAAAUAAAAAUAAAAAACCCACCACACCGGUUCAAUAAAAGAACGGAAACAGCUCGAUAUAAUGCCGCCAUCCACCAGUAUUCCUCAUCUUCAACUUCCGACACUCACUCCCCUCGAACCCCUUACCUCAGGCACAAACCUGCCCCACGUCCCCGCUGAAGAGCUAACUCCAACCUCUUCCUCCUCCUCUCACGAUGAAAAGCCGCCAGUGAUCCCCUCAAAUUUGGAAGCUUCGUCCGCCGCCGCAUCAUCCACUACCACCCCGCCUCAAUCUCCUGGACGUCCCACUUCAAUGCGUCGAUUCCUAUCUCGCGUCUCGUUGAACUCCCCUUACCACGGUGAAGACGACGACAAAGCUUCUGUCCUUUCGGGCCCAAUGUCGCCAACGGGCUCUGUCAUGUCUCGCGACAGCAAGAGGAAGACCUCCAGUGGGUCAAUCAAGUCAAAGACUUCCUGGUGGAAGAAGCCCAAGACCCAACCCGCUCCUUCCCCAGUCCAGGAAGUUCCACCCCCGAACAACAUCAAUGCCUCCUCGUCUCUUCACCAGCCAGCCAGGAAGCAAACCGUACAGUCGAUUGCUCCCCCGCCGAAACUUCCUGAUGAUCUCUUCGGAAGUGGGUUCUCGAGUCUUGAUAGUGACAUGUUCAAGAACUUCAAAUAGCUCUUCCAACUGGAGCCAAAGCGAACGGAAACAUCUGGGGUCAAACAUGUCCUGGCUUACACAAAACGGGAAUAAAAAAAGCUAUAACAAAAAAAAAAAAAAGAAA
Molecule: messenger RNA, 857 nt
Organism: Tuber melanosporum (Perigord truffle)
Lineage: Eukaryota; Fungi; Ascomycota; Pezizomycetes; Pezizales; Tuberaceae
Exons: 1
Coding region: 383-751 (122 amino acids)
Source: RefSeq, a predicted model, not a curated record